This is a messenger RNA of Cyclocybe aegerita, 1227 nucleotides long. NCBI's taxonomy places the organism in Eukaryota, Fungi, Basidiomycota, Agaricomycetes, Agaricales, Hemipholiotaceae. The record is from the annotation of a GenBank genome assembly.
AUGGCGACUACGAUCGAAGUGGCCGACACCGACUCCAAACGGGCAGCGAGCCCAGAGAGUACCCGUGCAGGCGAUGCACACGCCGCUGGUGGGAAGACCGUCCGGCCUCCGAUCAUCUACUCCUCGCCGACAGCGUUCGCAAGGAGCAUCGGACAGCGGUGGAGGAGCUUAUGGACGCGCCAGUUCGUCCUCUCUCUGCUCGCGGGGCAGGCACUGUCGCUCUGCAUUACGUGCACGAACGUCACGACCACGGAGCUCGUGAACCGGGGAUGGACGCUAUCGACUACCCAGGGGUUUUUCUUGUACUUCUCGCUGUUUGUUGUAUACACGCCCUACACGAUAUACCAAUACGGAUUCAAAGGAUGGGGGAAAGUGAUCCUCAGAGACGGGUGGAAAUACUUCAUCCUCGCUGCCUGUGAUGUAGAAGCCAACUUCAUGGUGAUCAAAGCCUAUCAAUACACCGACCUUCUAUCAUGCAUGCUCCUCGACGCGUGGGCGAUCCCCGUGUGCCUGUUCUUCUCCUGGCUGUACAUGCGUACCAAAUACCACUGGACCCAACUCCUCGGCAUCUUCAUCUGCAUCGGGGGCCUUGGGUUACUCGUUGGCUCAGACCAGCUUACCAACAAAGGAUGGGACGCCGUCAACAGAGGCAAGGGCGAUGCGUUCAUGAUCGCUGGUGCUACGCUGUACGGCUUCACGAACGCGACGGAAGAAUUUCUGGUCAGGAAGAGACCUCUGUACGAGGUCGUCGGGCAGUUGGGCAUGUGGGGCUUCCUGAUCAAUGGUGUGCAGUCAUCUGCACUGGAGUGGAGGGCGAUGAAAGAGGCUCCGUGGAGCGGGGAUAUCAUCGGGCUCUUGAUGGCUUUCACAUGCGCGAUGCUAUUCUUGUAUACCCUGGCGCCAAUGCUCUACCGCCUCGCUUCGUCUGCCUACUUUAAUCUCAGCCUGCUGUCAAGCGACUUUUACGGGCUGCUCUUCGGAUUGUUCCUCUACCACUACAGCCCGUACUGGCUCUACUUCGUCUCCUUCGUGUUCAUCAUCGGCGGGCUGAUCACCUAUUUCUGGCACUCGACGCCCGAGGAGCAAGGAAUCCUGGACCCGCAAGCGCCCGCCUACGUCGAGAAGCGAGGGGACGGCCCAGCGGUCGCCCCGACGGACGAGGAGCAAGCUGUCGUUGACGCCCUCCCAAGAGUCGGCCUCGGGCCCCAGAACACCACAAAAGACUGA